UGAGUCCACCCACCCUGUUGUUCUAUAAGGCAAACAACCGAUCUAUAAUCAACCCUGCCCUACUUCCAGAGGUCGUAGUUCCCGCAUUAAUCGUCGGAAAAUCUCAUUUCCGGCGGUUAUUUCUCCGUAACUUCGCCAUCUCCGGUGGGUUUUCGCCGGGAAACAAACACCUCCAUUUCGCGGCGAUCCUUCAAUCCAUUUUUGUUCAUGUUUGCCAAUUAGUUUUGUAGAUGCCGGGAAACUACGACACCUCCAUUUCGCGGCGAUCCUUCAAUCCAUUUUUUUUCAUUUUUGGCAAUUAGUUUUGCAGGGAGGACGACAGGCCCAAGGUCUUAAAAAUGUGUCCUUUGAGGCUUAUGCUCGUCUUCCUCUCUGCUACAUUGGCUGGAUAUUUCGCCUGGAGAUCGAUUAGGUCGAAAUCUGACGAUGAUUCCGGUGAUCUUGUUGUUAAUGACUUGCCUGAAAACAAAGUUGCCUGCUCCACAAAGGUGGCUUCAUCUUUGGGUAAUGGCUUUUGGACCUUAGUGGACAUGGCCAGCGGAAGGUAUUUGUGGCGAAAUCUGAGGGUUAAAGAGGAGCCCAAACCAAAGGAGUGCUGAUUAACCCUUCUCUCUCUUAAAAUAGGGGUUUUUUGGUUCUUUACACGAGCCGUGUUUGUUCGCAUUGUAAUUACAUGAGAAUGUAUUGUAAGUGUGCGAUUUUAUACGAUGUCGGAAUUUCGCCAUUUUCCGGUUGCUUGGUUCUUCUAAGCGUUCAUGAGAUGAUCGGAAUCAUCGAUUUACUGGUCGCCGGAAUUCGGGAAAGUGAGAUUUACGGACCCGUGUUGGCCGCGGCUUUGCGUGAAUGAGUGGUAAUCAAAGCAAAAGCGUGGAGACAGCACAGAUCACCCUUUCAAUUUUUAUCAACACAAUUACGGUGGGUGGACACGUCAAAAUGUCUUCAAAAUUUUAGUAAAUGUUUCUUUUAUCAGUUUGGUUGUAGGUUUUUGGACAGUGUGGAUUGUACAAGUGCAAUGUCCAAUCUUCCAUCACCCGAAUAUACUCACUGUAUUCUCGCCUC
This is a messenger RNA of Amborella trichopoda, 1059 nucleotides long. NCBI's taxonomy places the organism in Eukaryota, Viridiplantae, Streptophyta, Magnoliopsida, Amborellales, Amborellaceae. The record is from RefSeq and is a predicted model, not a curated record.